AUGGACGUGUCGAAUGCGCGCCCAAUUGCUAUUCUAGCUGGAUACCUGGUUGCCUGUGCAGCACUGGCAGCGAUUUGCAUUAGUACCAUCUACCGCCAAGCCGUGUCUUCAAAGGCUGCAUCGCGUCGCCGAUAUGCAAUCAUCGUCUUCAGCGCUUUGGCUGCUUUGAGCCUUGCCACCACUUGGUACCACAUGUUUUGUUUCUUCAAAUGGUCCUAUCAGCAAUGGGAAUCAACGCGUCUUGACAAGCUUGACGAUGAGCUUCACCUUGGAGAAUGGUUGCGUGACACGAAACUUUUCAAGCAGGCUUGGGUGUCAACUCUAGAGCAGCCCCAACGAGUGUUCUGGUCGCUGCAAAUAUUUGCUUUCUGCGCGAAUUGGAGCGUGAUGCUGGCAUGGCAAGAUACGAAAAGAAGAAUCCCCCAUCUUUGGAUCUUUAUGCUCUUGGGUCAGAUUGUAGCUAUUUCCUUUGCUGCGAAUCUGUCUUUCCUGGCAUUCCUUGUUUUCGAGGAUCCGGAUACGUCAAUCGAUACCGUUAAUCAGGAGAAGACCGUAUCAUCAUCCUCAACCAAGAGCCACUCACUGCUACGCAAAUCAUGGUUUGCAGUCCUAGUAGUUACAAUGGGCUGCGCCGUCGCCAUCCCAAGCAAACUCGAUCAUCCCAAGUUCAUGUAUCUUCUCCUCGCCCCUCACGCUCUGGCCUUUGUACCACUACUCAUGAACAAACUCAUUGGCAGUCGGGAGCCCGUAGUGAUGGAUGAACAACCACCGCAAAAGGUUCGGGCUGGCGUCAGGGCCCUUGUUGCUGGAGUCUGCAUUUAUCACUUACUCAGUCCAGCAGCAAGCUGCUGGGGAGUUGCCACGAAAGCUCUGUAUGAGCAUCCAGCAGUAAGCAGUGUUGGGUGGGAUGUCAUUUGCUGUUGGAUUAGUUUCUUUGCUUGGUUUUAUGUGCGAUGGGCCGAUAACUUCGAGAAGAAAUAUGGCUUCCGUCCUUUUUCCACUCGGCCAGUUGAAGAGUAG
This is a messenger RNA of Fusarium venenatum, 1020 nucleotides long. RefSeq lists its product as uncharacterized. Lineage: Eukaryota; Fungi; Ascomycota; Sordariomycetes; Hypocreales; Nectriaceae. The record is from RefSeq and is a predicted model, not a curated record.